CAAAAGAGAGAGAGACACACAAAAAAUGAAGACCCAUUAGCUUGAGGUGGAGAAGGAGAAGGAGAAGGAAGCAAGUAGAAAAAGAUAAACAGAGAGAGAGAGAGAGUGAGAGUGAACGAAUGAUAAGAGGCGCUGCCAUGUCUCUGACUCUGAGACCCACUUCCAGAAUCCUAUCUUCCUUUGUUGGAGACCGCUUCCUUCAUUCAUCACCACCUCUUCACCAACUCUUCCGCUACAAUCCAGGAAGCAAGCAUGUGUCAAUGCAGCUAUCCAGGACUUUUUCUGGCUUAACCGACCUACUAUUCAAUAGAAGAAAUGAUGGAUUGCCAAAUACCACUCGUAAAAGACUAAAGCCUGGAAAAUUGUCUCCUUGUCGACCUGUUCCGGGUCAUAUAGAAAGGCCUCCUUAUGUCAAAUCUAAGCAACCACCUGGAAUUGCAAGUGGACCUGAAGUGCAUGAUGAGAAGGGGAUAGAAUGCAUGAGAGCAUCUGGACGGCUUGCAGCCCAGGUUCUUGAAUAUGCUGGGACUUUAGUCAAGCCAGGCAUAACGACAGAUGAAAUUGACCGAGCUGUUCAUCAAAUGAUAAUUGAUAAUGGGGCCUACCCCUCUCCUCUUGGCUAUGGUGGGUUUCCAAAGAGUGUAUGUACAUCAGUGAAUGAAUGUAUUUGCCACGGAAUACCAGAUUCCCGUGCACUUGAGGAUGGCGACAUUAUCAACAUUGAUGUUACAGUUUAUCUAAAUGGGUAUCAUGGUGAUACAUCGGCAACAUUCUUCUGCGGAAAUGUUGAUGAUGAGGGCAGACAGCUAGUUCAGGUGACUAAAGAAUGUCUUGAUAAAGCAAUAUCCAUAUGUGCACCAGGAGUGGAGUUCAAGAAAAUUGGCAAAACAAUUCAAGAUCAUGCAGAUAAAUUUCGCUACGGUGUCGUUCAACAAUUCGUUGGCCAUGGGGUUGGACGUGUUUUUCAUGCUGAUCCAGUUAUUCUACACUUCAGGAAUAAUGAUACUGGAUGCAUGCUGUUGAAUCAAACCUUCACAAUUGAACCAAUGCUGACAGUAGGUAGCUUUAAUCCUGUAAUGUGGGAUGAUAACUGGACGAUUGUUACCGAAGAUGGGAGCCUGUCAGCACAAUUUGAACACACGAUUUUAAUAACCGAAGAUGGGGCUGAGAUAUUGACCAAGAGUUAAACAUUGUUUGAACUUUGAAUUUGAUUCUUAGUCAAAAAUUUUGGCAUCAAUCUAAAUCUUGUUUUUAUCUUU
Messenger RNA from Quercus robur (English oak), 1259 nucleotides. RefSeq names its product methionine aminopeptidase 1D, chloroplastic/mitochondrial. Gene Ontology annotation, molecular function: metalloaminopeptidase activity. Bases 120 to 1187 code for a protein of 355 amino acids. NCBI's taxonomy places the organism in Eukaryota, Viridiplantae, Streptophyta, Magnoliopsida, Fagales, Fagaceae. Gene Ontology annotation, biological process: proteolysis. The transcript has 10 exons. The record is from RefSeq and is a predicted model, not a curated record.